AUGGGUCCAAAGAAGAAGAAGAUGUGCAUUGAACUAAAGCGUGAAAUCAUAGAAAAACAUGAGCAAGGUGUGCCAGUAAUUGACUUGGCGAGGAUGUACGGGCGUAGCAUACCAAUGAUAUGUACUGUACUUAAACAGAAGGAGUUGAUAAAGGGUAUAACGCCAGCUAAGGGCAUUACAAUAAUUUCUAAGCUUCGGAGCUCUCUCCAUGAAAAGGUGGAGAAACUACUGAUGACAGAGAAGCAGCUUCAAGGAGGAACCUUAACACAAAGCAUCAUAUGUGAGAAGGCACGAGUGAUUUACGAUGAUUUGCUGAAGCAGAUCCGACACACUUCCACAAACGAGGAAUCGAAAGACUCGUUUAAAGCCAAUCGGAACUGGUUUGACAACUUUAGGAAAAGGACCGGCGUUCACUCCGUCGUCAGGCAUGGUGAGGUAGCAAGUUCGGAUGUGAAGGCAGCUGAGGUUUACAUCAAAACGUUUUCCGAACUGAUAGAAGCCAAAGGAUACAUCCCCCAGCAAGUCUUCAACUGGGACGAGACAGAGCUUUUCUGGAAAAGGAUGCCGAAUAGGACUUACAUAACGGCAGAGGAGAAGACGAUGCCAGGUCACAAACCCAUGAAGGAUAUAUUAACUCUAGCACUUUGCGCCAAUGCGAGUGGCGACUGCAAAAUCAAGCCUCUGCUAGUAUACAGUUCGGAAAAUCCCAGUGCCUUUAAGUCACAUAAGAUUUUAAAAGAAAAACUGCCAGUUAUGUGGGGGAAAAAUCCGAAAGUGUGGGUCAUCAAGAAAUUCUUUGUGGAGUGGAUAAAGCUGGUGUUUGGCACUUCUGUUAAAAAAUAUUUACAGGAAAACAACCUACCCAUGCAAGCCCUUCUCGUCCUCGACAAUGCCCCUGCUCACGCACCAAAUCUCGAAGAUGAUUUACUCGAAGAGUUCAAGUUUAUUAAAAAUGUUCUCUACCUACCGCCCAACACCACUCCUAUCCUGCAGCCCAUGAAUCAGCAGGUGAUUUCUAAUUUUAAGAAGUUGUACACCAAGCACAUUUUUCAGCGCUGCUGA
This is a messenger RNA of Stegodyphus dumicola, 1062 nucleotides long. Its product is annotated as tigger transposable element-derived protein 1-like. The record is from RefSeq and is a predicted model, not a curated record. Lineage: Eukaryota; Metazoa; Arthropoda; Arachnida; Araneae; Eresidae.